UCGAAUUUUCACCAAGUAGCACAAACAUUUGACUCUUAAUAUUAAGCGCCACUCGACAAAACUGAGCCUUUCGCAAAAAUGGUAUAAAAAAACUGAAAACUUGUACAAAUCAUUCAAAUCCAUUUUCAAAAAAAUAAGAAAAGCACACACAAUCCAGCAGGGCAGCAAACAACAAUAUCAAGUUUCCCCAAUCCCCUGAGAAAAACAAAAAAGAAAAAAUUUGAAAAAAAAGUUUGUGGUUCUUUUUAUCCCCGGACAUUGUUCUUAGUUUUGUAUUCGCCAGAAAAAGUCGACAAAAAAUGAUUUUGAAAAAUAUGCAUUUAUUUAUUGGUUAAUGUUAACGUUUUUUAAAAAAAAAGAAAACCAAUCCAAAAUUAAAAAAAGAAACUGAGAAAACCCAAGCAAAAUUACAUAAGCAAUUUACUUUCUAAACGGGAGCUCGGUAACCUCCUUUCCACGGUAAAACUAAAACACAAAGAAAAAAGCAAAAACGCCUAAAACCUUAAGCCAAAUCGCACACAAUUCGCAAAAAUAUAAGAAAAAGAAAAAAUCUUUUAAAUUUUAUAAAAACAAAACCUGCAAAGAUGAAAUCCUACAUCUCCUACAAAGAUAUUUGGAAAAUGCAAAGAUGUUGAGGAUCUGAGACCAGGAGCCUUAACACUGUCCCCGCCGCCUUCAUCGCCAUAGCUGACACUUAGAAAAAGGAACAGCAGCAGCAGCCACACCAAGAUAAAUGUAUGUCGUUGUCUAACGUCAAACACAAGUCAAGGGCCAGGACGUGAAACCGAAGAAGGCGAGAAGAAGGAAGUUUUCCAAAAACGGCAGAGACAUUUGUCAAAACGUGGCGUGAGAAAAGAUAAAACCCAGAAAAUAGAAACGAAGCAAAAAAAAAAGAAAGGCGAAACACGGAAAAUUUUUGCAAAAAGAAAAUCAGGUCUCGCGCAACUGACUCGGCUUUGGCUUUGGCUUUACUUGAGUGAGUGCGUGCGUGUGUGUGUCCUCGUUCCGCAAUACAUUCGUUCUGUCGGUCGGUCGUUCGCUCGGUUUGGUCGGUCGUUUGAAUUUCAGUUUCGUUGUUGUCGUUGGUGCAAUACCUAUUAAACUACUGCCCCCCUUUCAUCUCCUGCAAAAAUGACGGAAAAUAAUGUGGGAGAGGAAAACUCAUCCGCAAUGGAUACAAAAAUAAAUGAAUCAAAUACUGAAACUAACCAAAAUGAAAAAUGUGAUGUCGAAACCGUAGAAGAAAACAACGAAAAACCAAAUAAAGAACCCAACUUAUAUUUAUACGAUGAUGACUUGGAGACGAGGCCGCAUAUAUCGACGUUUAUAUCUUCACUCGCCAAUUAUGAGAAUACCAUACCUGCUGCCACCGAUCCAGAUGCUAAGGCACCGGCGCCUUCAGCGCGUAUGGGAACCCUGAUUGGUGUCUUCUUGCCAUGCAUUCAAAAUAUCUUCGGUGUCAUUUUGUUCAUUCGUCUGACAUGGGUUGUUGGUACGGCUGGUGCGGUAUGUGGCUUUCUGAUUGUCCUGACUUGUUGUUGUGUGACUAUGUUAACGGCGAUUUCAAUGUCGGCUAUUGCAACAAAUGGAGUGGUGCCGGCGGGAGGCAGUUAUUUCAUGAUAUCAAGAUCCCUGGGUCCUGAAUUUGGCGGUGCUGUGGGAAUGCUGUUUUAUACGGGUACAACUUUAGCGGCUGCCAUGUACAUUGUGGGUGCUGUUGAAAUUGUCCUGACUUACAUGGCGCCAUGGGCCUCAAUAUUUGGCGACUUCACCAAGGAUGCCGAUGCCAUGUACAACAACUUUCGGGUUUACGGCACUGGACUGCUCUGUUUCAUGGGUUUAAUUGUCUUCCUGGGUGUAAGAUUUGUUAAUAAAUUCGCUGCCGUGGCCUUGGCCUGUGUUAUAUUUUCAAUAAUCGCCGUUUAUGUCGGUAUUUUCGACAACAUAAAUGGCAAUGAAAAGCUUUACAUGUGCGUGCUCGGAAAUCGUCUACUCAAAGAUAUACACAUCGACAAUUGUACCAAAGAAGACACUGUGCUCUCCGAUCUAUUCUGUCCAGAUGGCAAAUGCGAUGAAUACUACAUGACCCACAAUGUGACCAAGGUCAAGGGUAUCAAAGGUUUGUCCAGCGGUGUAUUCUAUGACAAUAUUAUGCCCUCAUUUUUGGAACUUGGACAAUUCAUUGCCUAUGGCAAAAAUGCAACAGACAUUGACAAUAUGGCUCCAUCGACCUACAAUCAAGUUAUGGCUGAUAUUACCACCUCUUUCACCCUGCUCAUUGGCAUCUUCUUCCCCUCAGUAACAGGCAUUAUGGCUGGUUCAAACAGAUCAGGUGACUUGGCCGAUGCCCAAAAGAGCAUACCCAUUGGAACAAUCUGCGCCAUUCUAACCACGAGUUCGGUGUACCUGUCGUGUGUUUUGUUGUUUGCCGGUACCGUGGACAAUCUAUUGCUAAGAGACAAAUUCGGUCAAUCCAUUGGCGGUAAAUUGGUUGUAGCCAACAUUGCUUGGCCAAAUCAAUGGGUCAUCUUGAUCGGUUCAUUCUUAUCCACUCUGGGAGCUGGUCUACAGAGUUUAACUGGUGCCCCGCGUCUGCUGCAGGCCAUAGCCAGAGAUGAGAUUAUACCAUUCCUGGCACCAUUUGCCAAAUCGUCCAAGCGUGGUGAGCCCACACGGGCCCUGUUGUUGACUUUGUGCAUUUGCCAGUGCGGCAUUUUGUUGGGUAACGUUGACUUGUUGGCGCCUUUGUUGUCCAUGUUUUUCCUGAUGUGCUACGGCUUCGUUAACCUGGCCUGUGCUGUACAGACCCUGUUGCGUACACCCAACUGGAGGCCACGUUUCAAGUUCUAUCACUGGUCUCUGUCACUUAUUGGCCUUACAUUGUGUAUCUCCGUUAUGUUCAUGACAUCCUGGUACUUUGCCUUAAUUGCCAUGGGAAUGGCGGUUGUGAUUUAUAAAUACAUUGAAUACCGAGGAGCCGAAAAGGAAUGGGGUGAUGGCAUCCGAGGUAUGGCUCUCACCGCUGCCAGAUAUUCGUUGUUACGUCUGGAUGAGGGUCCCCAGCACACCAAGAACUGGCGUCCACAGAUUUUGGUGCUCUCCAAACUCAAUGACAAUUUCAUGCCCAAAUAUCGCAAAAUGUUUGCCUUUGCCACCCAGCUGAAGGCUGGCAAGGGUCUGACCAUUUGUGUCUCGGUCAUACAGGGUGAUCAUUCGAAGAUCGGCUCACGGGCCGUAGAAGCCAAACAGGCUCUGCGCAAGCUAAUGGACGACGAGAAAGUUAAAGGAUUUUGCGAUGUCUUGGUGGCCAAGGAAAUCGGUGAGGGUAUUAGUUCAGUGGUUCAAACAAUUGGUCUGGGUGGCAUGAAACCCAACACCGUGAUUGUGGGUUGGCCCUACAGCUGGCGCAAGGAUGGCGUGCAAAGUUGGAAGAUCUUCAUACAAACGGUGCGCACUGUCGCCGCCUGUCACAUGGCCUUGUUGGUGCCAAAGGGUAUUAACUUUUUCCCCGAAUCAAAUCACAAGAUUGGAGGCAACAUCGAUAUUUGGUGGAUUGUCCACGAUGGUGGCCUUCUAAUGUUAUUGCCUUUCUUGUUGAAACAACACCGCACUUGGAGAAACUGUAAAUUGCGCAUCUUCACCGUUGCCCAGAUGGAGGACAAUUCCAUACAAAUGAAAAAAGAUUUGAAAACGUUCCUUUAUCAUUUGCGAAUUGAGGCAGAAGUUGAAGUUGUCGAAAUGAUGAACAGUGAUAUAUCAGCUUAUACCUAUGAGCGUACCUUGAUGAUGGAGCAAAGGAAUCAAAUGUUACGUGAAUUACGAUUGAAUCGCACAGAGAAAACCAAAGUUAAACCAACAACUGGGGAGGAUAAAAUACCUUUGGUACAAACAAUAAUCGAUCAUCAUCAUGAAAGUAUGAAAACCUCAUCCAAAGUGCGAUUCGCUGAUCCCACAGUAGAAGAAAAACACGAAAAUGAAUCUAAGGACGAUGAGAACAACAUCAGCAAAGCCUACGAGGCGAAUGGUGACAACCGGCAAAACGAUGACGACGAUGAAGAUUCAAACAACGAUAGCUACGUUGAAAAGAAACCCGAUGAAAUGAACGUUCGUCGGAUGCAUACGGCUGUUAAACUUAACGAAGUUAUUGUAAAUAAAUCACAAGAUGCCCAAUUGGUUAUUAUGAAUUUACCUGGUCCACCCAAGGAAGUUAAUUCAGCUCGUGAAAAUAAUUAUAUGGAAUUUAUGGAAGUUCUGACAGAAGGACUGGAAAAGGUGCUAAUGGUGCGAGGAGGCGGGCGUGAAGUGAUAACUAUUUACUCUUAAGCAGUAAAAACCAAACAAAACAAAUAAAAAAACCAAAAUCCAAAAACAAAACACCACCCCAACAAAAACAAAACAAAAA
This is a messenger RNA of Musca domestica (house fly), 4402 nucleotides long. It is a transcript of the gene kcc, whose product is annotated as solute carrier family 12 member 6. The transcript is spliced from 22 exons. Gene Ontology annotation, molecular function: potassium:chloride symporter activity. Gene Ontology annotation, biological process: cell volume homeostasis; chloride ion homeostasis; potassium ion import across plasma membrane. The record is from RefSeq and is a predicted model, not a curated record. Lineage: Eukaryota; Metazoa; Arthropoda; Insecta; Diptera; Muscidae. Gene Ontology annotation, cellular component: membrane. The coding region runs from base 1132 to 4323 and encodes 1063 amino acids.